UACAGUGUAAAUCGUGGGCAGAGGGGUGAUUCAAUCCAUUUCCGGAUGGAGCACAGUGCUUUAAAUGGAUCUAAAAGCGAGUGGAAAAUGGAGGUAAAGUUUAGGCCGAAAGGUGGUAAUGUUGCGAAAUGGCAAAAUAUCUCGGUGCAUUACCCGGGUGCCACUACAGAAAUAGAUCAUAACUUUAUAAAUUUAACCAUUCCUUGGCCGGAAGAAGAACACGAAUUUGCUGUAUUCGGAACUCCAGAGAAAGAAGACAAAAAGCGAAUGCAACUGGGAAUCUUUGGUGAAAGCCUGGCGAAAGGAAAGAACGCCUUGUUUCACGCAGUUCUCUUAGAUGACACUUUGAUGGCAUUUGAGAAUGUGAGCAGUAAAGAAGAAUCUGAAGGUCGCCAUUUGUUAACAACCCUAGGGGGGCUUUUUGUGUCUAUCAGUGAUGAAGAUAUAAAGACCGAGGUCAGCGGUCUGGAAUCCGGGUUCGAACUGCAGGGCAGUAGUGUUCAGACGAUUAAGUCAAAGGACGCGUGGAACACUCCUCAGAACUCGACUGAUUUCCCCUACUGCGUUUUUGAGAUAAGAUGCUUGGAAGAAAUGGAGCAGCCAUUCUUGUGUGAAAUAACUGCGACCCACGAGAAGGACAGCACUAAAGUUGUGGUUGUUGCACCGUUGGAGCAGGUUGGUUCAUAAGAGACGAUCGAUCAU
Messenger RNA from Pocillopora verrucosa, 702 nucleotides. The record is from RefSeq and is a predicted model, not a curated record. Lineage: Eukaryota; Metazoa; Cnidaria; Anthozoa; Scleractinia; Pocilloporidae.